AUGUACAAAUCAUUGGAAUCGGAAGGUUACACCUCGAAAGGUUCCCCUUUGUCAACAGUUCAUUGUUUAAACUGUUUAUCUGUGAAAAAAAAUGCACAUUAUCCAUCGUUGAUUCCAUUUAAUGGAUUUAAGAGUGACCCGAUUUAUUCAACAAAAGUUAAAUUUGACAAGAACACUGCUCAAUAUUUAUUCCCAGUCAAUGACGUGAAAGGACAUUUGUGUUCAAUAAGUUGGAACAAAUUAUUUGGUGCGUGCCGAUGUGGUUUUUUAACAAAUAAUCACAAAGAUUCAGAUCGUUUUGUCUGGAGACGAGCUGUUAGUUGUUUAAUAUUUGAUAAUGAUAAUGUUAUUGGUCAGAGGGCAAACUGUGAAGAAGAAAAUUUAAUUGAAGUUGCCGCUUAUGCGUAUGACAAUAGUUUGAAACCAUUUGAAAAUGAAGGUACAUUACUGAAAGAAUUUUCCACAAAGCUCCAAGUUGAAACGUGGUAUACAUUUACGUUAAAGUUUGAACUAAGUAAAACAACAUAUGAAAUAUACAACGAAAAUAAUGAAUUGUUGGAUAGUCAAGAAAUCAUACACAGAUCAUGCAACAACUAUAAUCAAGGAAUGAAGCAAACAUUGUAUUUUGGAGGCCAAUGUCCAGCGCCACAAGAAGUUUCUGUUUGCUACGAGGCCGUAAAUUAA
Didymodactylos carnosus is the source of this 684-nucleotide messenger RNA. Lineage: Eukaryota; Metazoa; Rotifera; Eurotatoria; Philodinida; Philodinidae. The record is from the annotation of a GenBank genome assembly.